GCACCGGAGCUUUAUUUUACACUGAAAUCUCAGCGAGUCCCGGUGCACCGCGCAUGGCCCCAGUGGUCACCAUGAGUUCCCAAACUGCAGAAGAGGAUGCCGGAGUGAUGCUGGCCGGUCAACCGGAGAUGCAGACCCGCGUCGGUGUGCAGGAGGACCCGCACAGACCGAAGAUUCUCCCGUUCAGCGUUGAAGCGCUGAUGGCGGACCGGAAACCGAGUCGCGGGUCACCAGAUGCUGAUGCUCGCCUGGCGUUUUCAGUGGAGGUUCUGCAGCUGCCGGUCAAGGCGGAGAGCCCGGAGAGCCCGGAACGGAGCACAUGGGUACCGGCUGCCCACUUCUCCCCCAGUCGUCUCAGUCCUCCCGCGUGUCCUCUGAGAAAACACAAAACCAACCGGAAGCCGCGGACCCCGUUCAGCACGGCGCAGCUGCUGGCGCUGGAGCGAAAGUUCCGGCAGAAACAGUACCUGUCCAUCGCCGAGCGGGCCGAGUUCUCCAGCUCCCUCAGCCUGACGGAGACCCAGGUCAAGAUCUGGUUCCAGAACAGACGGGCGAAGGCCAAGCGGCUGCAGGAGGCCGAGUUGGAGAAGCUGAAAAUGGCCGCCAAACCCCUGCUUCCUCCCGCUUUCGGGAUUUCGUUUCCCGCCGGCGCCCACAUCCCGGCUUACUCCACCGGAUCACACCCGUUUCACAGACACUCCGCGAGUGUGAGCCCGGUCGGACUGUACACACACAUGGGAUACAGCAUGUACCAUUUAGCAUAACACACGGACCGGUCCGGUUCACCCCAAAAUAUGCAGAAAAGUGACUGCCGCCAAUUCUAUCCCGGUAAAAGAGGAACUAGAUUUACUCUGACGGUGGCGCGUCUCCUGCGGCCGUCAGCCGCUUUCGGUGUGUGUUUGGCCAAAGGUAGGUCGGAGGAAACACAGUCUGCAUGACCUCCUGCAUUCAUAGCAAUGCGUCUACGAUCCAGAUGAUGUUUAAAUAGAGCAUCUUAUAAAUGAACAACACUGACGGGUGUUAUAAUGAUUCCCUUCGAAAGGGA
Molecule: messenger RNA, 1045 nt
Organism: Danio aesculapii
Lineage: Eukaryota; Metazoa; Chordata; Actinopteri; Cypriniformes; Danionidae
Gene: msx1a
Product: muscle segment homeobox 1a
Exons: 2
Coding region: 54-764 (236 amino acids)
Biological process (GO): regulation of transcription by RNA polymerase II; embryonic morphogenesis
Cellular component (GO): nucleus
Molecular function (GO): DNA-binding transcription factor activity, RNA polymerase II-specific; RNA polymerase II transcription regulatory region sequence-specific DNA binding
Source: RefSeq, a predicted model, not a curated record